AUGUCGCUGUCAACCACCACCGAAAUUAGCGCCUCGCUUCCCCCGGAAUACACGGAAGAUGCAUCCGACGUCCAAGAAACGCUGCAGCCCGAUACCCUGCGCCGAGCAGACCGCUUCAUUCACUCAGCCAACUCUGCCGAGACAGACUCUGGGGUCUAUGAAACCAAUCGCGAGAUCGACUCGCUCCGCGAAAAUGACCGUAAAAUCGAGUUCAGCCGUAUCGACUACUCCCUGAAGCGGAGGGGCGGAAGCGGCGGCCGCGACUCCACCGCGGCCCCAGAGAUCGUCGCGCACCCCAAACACGUCUUCAACAUUGAGCGCCCACCUCUGGUCGUCCAGGAGCCCUUCGCGUACUACAUCCGAGCCGUGUCCCGCAGCGGGAUAGGCGCGGUCGGGGUCAGAUUCUCCAAGAUUGGGAAGGGCAGCAUCUGCAAGGCAUGGCUCGUCAAGAGGAAGCUGAACGCGACGAGCGACUGGGAGGCAAAGGAGCUGCUGUUUGAUGUCAGAAUGAACAAUGACGUGUGCGACUGGAUGGACGAUAGCGGCAGGCGUCUUGCUGUUGAGGAAUCGAGAGAUGGCAUCAACAGUUUGAACAUCUUGGUGCCUUUAGAGAGGGCGAUGCGCGAUGCACUUGUCGCGACUUGGUGCGUGCGCCGCUGGGAAUGCAAGGCGCUGGAAUACCAUCAGAAACGAACAUGGAAAGAAAGUGAGUCGAUUUCUCUCUUCUCCGGUGUUACAUCGAGAACUUAG
This is a messenger RNA of Colletotrichum chrysophilum, 750 nucleotides long. RefSeq lists its product as uncharacterized. The transcript has a single exon. The record is from RefSeq and is a predicted model, not a curated record. The coding region runs from base 1 to 750 and encodes 249 amino acids. Lineage: Eukaryota; Fungi; Ascomycota; Sordariomycetes; Glomerellales; Glomerellaceae.